Molecule: messenger RNA, 3670 nt
Organism: Anopheles arabiensis
Lineage: Eukaryota; Metazoa; Arthropoda; Insecta; Diptera; Culicidae
Exons: 3
Coding region: 192-1667 (491 amino acids)
Molecular function (GO): protein binding
Source: RefSeq, a predicted model, not a curated record
GUAAUCAGAAACAGUAAGUAAACGCAACGCUUUGACAGCUAGACGUUUUUUCAAAUAAAACGACAUUCAGCAGUAUUCGAGGAAUUCGCGGUCAAUGGCAUUGUGAAGGAAAACUAAAUCCAUCGCUCUGAAUACCGCUUUUCCGGCAUUGUAAAGGUUAUCCAAGUGAGAAACGAAAGAAACCCGUUGAAAUGGAAUCAUCCUCAUCCUAUUGCCCUUUUGAUGGGCUUCCAACAGAGAUAUUAAAAAUGAUAUUCGACCGUCUUGAUUUCGUAUCGCUAAAAUCAAUCUCCGUCACGUGUCGCCGUUUCGAGCGACUCUUUACCGAGUGGUACGCGUGCCGGUUUACGCUGCGGAUCGACGAUGCAACACGCAACGCUGGGUGCGACGUAUCGUAUGACUACGUGAACGCUAUCGAGAAAAUGCAUGCGGUCGUCGAAAUUUUGGCCCACUCGCAACGCCCCUACCGCAAGGCACAUCUGGAUUUGCAGCAGACCUUGGUGACUUCUGUACAAAAGUAUGCCGUACUGUGCAAGCUGCUCGAACCGCGCUGGCUGAGCCCGCUGACCGUGCUGAAGCUUGAACUGGGUCGGGAGUCGUGGAUGUUCGCUGAAGAUAUUUCCGAUGCCGUGCCUAAGAUGGACUGUCUGCUGGAGCUGCACCUACGAUUCACCGAGCUCGAUCCGGGCACGAACGAGUGCAGCACACUGAAGCUGACCAAUGCCUCACUUCAGAGGCUGGUGCUAAAUCACGUCAUACCCUACGUGGUGGACUGUUCCAACAUGCGGAAGUUGGAUAUAGCGCACUGCACGGAUGUGGAUUCCACCAUCGGCGUGCUGGGUGUGGCACAGAAGGUGGGAAGCUCUUGGUGGAGGCUUGAACCGGUUGAAGAGCUGUGCCUUGUCGACGAUCUGAAUUCGUUUUUCCGUCCAAACGUGUCGAUGGAGUGGUUUUAUCAGCAGAUGCCGUACCUCAGGAAGCUACACUUCAACGGCUACACUCUGAGGGAAACGAUGCUGCGCUUCAUCUGCGGGUCGUGCGUUCAGCUGGAGGAAUUGAUCCUUAGCACCGUGCUGGUGGAUACCCCGAACGUACUGUGCCACUUGUCGAAGCUGCCCCGUCUGCGAAGGUUUGGCAUUUGCGAAAUCAUUGGCAGACGAGAGCCGCUGACGUUCGCCUCCGUUAGGCUGCCCAAGCUGGAGGAGCUUCUGCUAGGCAGACUGCCUCUUGACUGGCAAUCGCUUGCCUCGGUGCAACCGAUCAGCUGGCUAAAGAUCAAGCUGGGAUCGCAACAGGUAGCGCCAAUAUGUGAAGUGCUCUGCGGGCAGUUUGUCCAGCUACGCUUGCUGUGGAUCGACUUCUACACCUUUCGUCACUAUCGCGAACUUUUGGCCGAGUUGCCGAAGAUGAACUCGCUGGAAACGCUCGUACUGGAGAAUGUGGUUUAUUUGUGCAGCCUUAAAGCGUUGCCACCCUUGCCACAGCUAAAGCGGCUUAUUAUCUAUCGUUGUAGUAAGAAGGUGUACGAGCGCUUCCAUAACAAUGAUGCACUGCUGGCUAACCUAGUACGCGACAUUCAGUGGAUCGGAGUGGGUAUGAACACUUCGGACGAGCGCGGAAUUACGGACACAAUUGAACAUAAGUUGCCAGAGCACAAAUGUUACUAGCUAGAGCUGUUUUGGUGAAGAUGUUGUGAAAUAGGUCAUAAUAACGUGUAAUGAAAAAGUCGCAGAAUCCUAUUUGGAAAUUUAUGGUUUAAAAAUAUUAACGCUUUUAGUUAAAUAAGGCAAAAUUGGAAAAAACUAUGAAAUAUAUAAUUGGAAUGAACAAAGCGACGCUACAUUCGCUUAAUCGUUUCCAUACGCACCCGAAAACGCAUUCGUGCUGCCGUAGUCAUUGGGUGUGCCUUUGUUGGCGUUUGCGUCUUCAUCAUCUAGCUUCAAAGGGUCACAUUCAAAGGGUGGACGGUCAAAAAGGUCCUUUAGCGCUUGAUCGAACGGUACUUUGCGCAUUGCAGGGCCAGCAGAAUCUGAUGAACCGUUUCAAAUAGAAGCACAGACAAUCUGCUCAGUUAUUUCAAGUAAUAAAAACGACGACGUAAACCAAACAAACCUUUUUGACAGGUUUAUGUGUCAAACCAAACCGACGCCAGGAGCACCGGGAACAGUAUUCCACGAAUUGCGGUCAAUUCACUCGGGCAAAGAUUUCUCCACAGACUACACAACUAACCAAAAUCACUGUGUGAGCCUUGAAAAGCUGCGAUAUGGAUUCAUCUGCUUCUCAAUGCUUUUUCGAAUGGUUACCGCCAGAGAUUAUGUGCAUCAUCUUCGAUCAUCUUGACCAUCGAUCACGAAAAUCGGCAUCCCUCGCAUGUCGUCGUUGGGAGCAAAUCUACUCAAAUUAUUGCACCAAACGAUCCGCACUGUGCAAUUAUAAGAUCAUGCGUACCGGUUUGUUCAAGAUAGGACAAAAUAUAUGUAAAGACGCGACCAGUAUGUUAAAGCACACUCAACGGCCGUACCGCAAGGUGGAUCUUGAUUUGUGUUUUCAUGAUCAUUACUUUGGCCGGGUAGACGAUAGAGUUACCGAAGUGCUAAUUGAGUUGUUCAAGCCGCGCUGGUUGCAGCAGUUGGUCGUACUGAAGCUCGGAAUGCGUGUGUAUCCGGAGAAAUUUACCGUAGAGCUAUCGGAUGCGGUGGCAAAGAUGGACCAUCUGCAAGAGCUGGACCUUAGUUUGAUGAGAUGCACCAAAGAUUGGCCACUGUUCAGCCAGUUGAAAGUGAAGAACGCCACACUGGAUAAGUUGAAGGUCCAUGGCGUUUGGCCCGGUGUAAUUGAUUGUCCUAAUCUGCGGGCGCUGGAGUUAGAUUUUCCGUUGCAUAACGAAUACAAGCAAUAUUUACUGCAUCAAAAAGAAGAACCUUGCUGGAGUAUGAAGCAGCUACAAGAGCUCUGCAUUCGUGGUGGUCUCACGUUCCGUGAACAAGAGGUUGUAGACCUGUCUACGGGCAUGGAACAGUUUUGUAAGCCGAUGCCUCAAAUUAAAAGGUUAUACUUUGAUUACUUUAUUGUAUCGGAGAGGCUGCUGCGCAUUAUCUGCGAGUCGUUUGUCCACCUGGAAAGCCUGAUGCUUCACAUCUUGAAAAUGGAUGACUCGAACGCGUUGCGCCAUCUAGAGAAACUGCCCAAUCUGCGUGAGUUUGGUAUUUGGGACAUCGCUGGGAGCCACGCAAUGUCGUUUGCUUCCGUCUGUUUGCCCAAGCUUGAAAAGCUGUUACUAGGCUGGUUGAAGUACGACUACGAGAGGAUGCCUAAACUUCAUCCGAUGGGAAAGACUAGCUUCAGAUGGAGGUUGAUUAGGUCAUCACCAGUGAUUGACGAUAUUGAUAAAAGUUUGAAGCAUUUGCGGUUCUUAUGGGUUGAUUUACAUCUUAUUAAUGAUCAUCUCUUGACUAAAUUCUCCCAGAUCUCAACGCUGGAAACGCUUGUCCUAGAGAACGUUGACCAGAAGGAAAGUGUACUGGCUGUGCCAUUCUUGAAGCAGCUUAAGCGACUAGUAUUGUAUUGUUGUGAAGAUUUCGAUCCCUCUACGAUCAAGGGAGAUUUUGCAAAACGAGUGCCAAACGUAAAAUCAAUUAAAGUUAUUUUCAAAACUCCGUCGUAUGGCAAG